AUGAGAAAAGUUUACUUGUUCUUCCUCCGCACAGUCCCACAGCUGAGGGCAUUGAUGUGAGCGCAGAGGCUUUCUGUUUUUACGCGCACUUCUUUCCCCCCAUCUUUCACCCUCACACACGGAGCACACAUCCACCUUCUCACCUUUAGUUUAGCGCGUGUCUGUGUUUCUUUUUCCUCCCUUUUCCUCCCUUUUAUGAAUGAUUCUCUCUCGCAGCACUUCUCCCGCUGCUAACAUAUCCUGGGAUACCUCGCCGCCCUCGUCCGCACGACCUCACCUUGGCACAUCUUCGGUCCUCAAGUUCAGACGCCACCAGGACUUCCACUGCAGCUUCAGACGCACUUGGGGGAAAUACGACUCGACGAAGAAAGACUUGAUCCUCCGUGCAGCAGCCGACGAGGCCACCGCCAACAUGAGUCUCAAAGCUGACGCAGAGCCGAAUAACAACGUUUCCAUCGAGGAGGAGGUACGAACACUGUUUGUCAGUGGCCUACCAGUUGACAUCAAACCACGGGAACUUUACCUUCUCUUCAGACCUUUUAAGGGUUAUGAAGGGUCACUGAUUAAGUUAACAUCAAAACAGCCUGUCGGGUUUGUAACCUUUGACAGUCGGUCUGGAGCUGAAGCUGCGAAAAAUGCACUAAAUGGUAUCCGUUUUGACCCCGAAAGUCCCCAGACCCUGCGCUUAGAGUUUGCUAAAGCCAACACGAAGAUGGCAAAGAGUAAGCUGAUGGCCACACCGAACCCCACAAAUAUCCACCCUGCUCUAGGAGCACACUUCAUUGCACGGGACCCAUAUGACCUGACAGGGGCAGCACUGAUCCCAGCAUCUCCGGAUGCCUGGACUCCUUACCCCCUGUACACCACGGAGCUGACCCCCGGCCUCCCUCACGCAGCCUUCACUUACCCGGCGGCCGCUGCCGCUGCUGCAGCCCUCCACGCCCAGGUGAGGGACCAACCGAUGCGCUGGUACCCCACUCCCUCUGAGACUUCCCAGCCUGGAUGGAAGUCCCGGCAGUUUUGUUAGAUAUUUAGCCUCUGGAAACCACACCUUUGUCCAGCUGAAGUGAGGUUUGCCAAGCUCUUCAUUAUUUUAUUCAGGUUUAUUUAAUGGACAAAUGUGCAUUACUAUAAACAAACAGUAUUUAUAUCUCCUCCCGAUUGUCUCUGGGGGGAGUGUGAGUUGAAACCAUCUUGCUGUCGACAAUCUGAGCUUAUCCUUGGCAACUAUUGCGGUACCAUCGUAGCACUUCAAAAAAAAAAAAACCCUCAUGCAAAGCCUA
Chelmon rostratus (copperband butterflyfish) is the source of this 1283-nucleotide messenger RNA. Its product is annotated as RNA-binding protein, mRNA-processing factor 2a. The transcript is spliced from 8 exons. Gene Ontology annotation, biological process: negative regulation of smooth muscle cell differentiation. Gene Ontology annotation, molecular function: protein homodimerization activity; mRNA binding. Lineage: Eukaryota; Metazoa; Chordata; Actinopteri; Chaetodontiformes; Chaetodontidae. Bases 200 to 1027 code for a protein of 275 amino acids. The record is from RefSeq and is a predicted model, not a curated record.